Molecule: messenger RNA, 294 nt
Organism: Caenorhabditis remanei
Lineage: Eukaryota; Metazoa; Nematoda; Chromadorea; Rhabditida; Rhabditidae
Exons: 1
Coding region: 1-294 (97 amino acids)
Molecular function (GO): protein binding
Source: RefSeq, a predicted model, not a curated record
AUGAUUGUGCGCCGAACGAAAGAACAUUUUGGGUUUUAUUUGAACUGUUCGAAACCAACGGGCACUGAUAAUUGGACAAUCGAAACUCGGCAAAAGGAUGUAUUCAUUUCGAAUCGAGUGGACAACAAAGUGAAAGAAGAAAGCAUAACAAUAUUUAGCAAGAAUGCUCACACGUGGGGAUGGGAGGAAUUUACCAAAUGGGAUGUAUUGGGAAAGGACUUCCUUGUCGAUGACAAACUGACAGCUGAAAUGCGAAAAAUGGGAUGUUCUGGAAAAAGACUUCCUUGUCGAUGA